AUGAAGAAUUUGUUUAAGUCAAAAGAUUUAUGGGAUCUUGUGCUAAAUGAUGUGCAAAUUGGAGAAGAUGAAGGGAGAAAUAAUGAUAACAAGAAGACGGAUUCAAAGGCUUUGUUUUUCAUUCAACAAGCUAUGGAUGAUAGUGUAUUUUCAAGAAUUUUUAUGGCAGAGACAUCAAAGAAAGCUUGGGAUAUUUUGGAGAAAGAAUUUCAAGGUUCAAUAAGAGUAAAGACACAAAUAUCUGAUGAGAAGGUAGUCUCCAAAGUUCUAAGGAGUCUUCCAACAAAUUUUGAACAUGUAGUGGCUGCUAUUGAAGAAUCCAAAGACCUCGUUGGGUAUUCUUUUGAUGAAAUGAUGAGUUCAUUGAUGUCUCAUGAGGAGAGAAUAAACAGAAGAGAAUUGAAGACAGUUGAAAAGGCAUUUCAAGUGAAGGAAUUUUCAACUAGUGGCAACAAAGAAGGAGGUCGUGGAAGAGGAGCAGAAAGUGCUUAUGUAGGAAGAGGUGGUCGUGGUGCUUUUCGUGGAAGAGGGUUCUAUGGAGAUAAAAGAUCAAGUGGAGGUCAAAAGCAAUGUUAUUAUUGUAAGAAGUUUGGUCAUAUUGAGACAAAUUAUUGGAACAAACAAAGGAAUCAAGAAGACAAAGAUAAAGUGCAGUGUGAUUUUUGUAAGAAGUUUGGACAUUCAGAAGAUAUAUGUUGGUCCAAACAAAAACAAGCCAAUAUUGCGGAUAAGACAACAGAUCAAAAUAAUCUAUUUAUGACACAUUUCCAAGGUGAUUGUGAUAUUUCAGAAAUUUGGUUCCUUGAUAGUGGUUGUUCUAAUCACAUGACUGGAAUGAAGUUUUUUUUCAAAGAGAUUGAUAUGUCAAAGAAAUCAAAAGUCAUAUUUGGUGAUAAUAAUGUUGUUCAAGUUGAAGGCAAGGGGAGCAUUGUUGUUGGGACAAAUGAUGACAAG
This is a messenger RNA of Dendrobium catenatum, 954 nucleotides long. RefSeq lists its product as uncharacterized. The annotation marks the transcript as partial. NCBI's taxonomy places the organism in Eukaryota, Viridiplantae, Streptophyta, Magnoliopsida, Asparagales, Orchidaceae. The transcript has 2 exons. The record is from RefSeq and is a predicted model, not a curated record.